AAAGAACUUCGCAUGAAAAAUAAUUCUCUUGUAGGAAAAACGAAGAUAUAGGCAAAGAUUGUAGAGUCAUGUUAUAUAUAUAUACAUCCUGAAAUACGUUAAACGUGAAAACUUGGAAAACACGAUCGUGGAGUUGCAUGGACGAAUUUGAAUGAUUGUCACAAGAAUCUGUAUGAUAUCAUCCAGAAUGAAUGGCUCCUAUCGGCGUCUUAGCUGCUCCAGAGGAGCAUGCAAUAAGGUUUUGAUCUCUGUGUAGGAUCCCGGGAAACUGCAGCGGUUGUAGAUCCACUUUCGAGAAAACCCGUUCGCGAGUAUGAGCGGUCGAUUCGGCAAGAAAAAGGAACAAGACGCAGAGUGGCUAAACACCAGCCAGCUCUUCGGCGACGGCGAAACUGCUUUCGGGGGAGACGCGAAGCUUGCGGAUGAACGACGGCGCGCGUCGUUCGGUGGCGCGGUGUUCUCCAGUCCGCUCGAGAAAGCACCCGCGGAAGAUGGUGAAAGCGACGUGUGCGGAUGCUCAGACGUCCAUGCAACGUACGACGAUGGAGCGGUGGACGGUAAGAACGGCAUUGACGACAUUGUACGGGAGGACGGAGCGUUUCGAAGGUUAGAAGACGAAAUUGGAUUUGAUCCGCCAGAGGGAGUGACUCCUGAUAUUGGACAGAGUCCUGAUGUUGAUCACGUCAUCAAGAGUUCAUCUGCUUGCUCCUGUCCCGACGAAUUAAUUGCAGUAUCUCCGAUCAUGGAAGAGGCCGGCGAAGACUACGGUGAUGCGGCGCGUACUUUCAAAGACGAUGUCGGAGUCGAUCCAAGCGUCUCAGACCCGGCGGCUGGCUCUCCGAACGAGAGUAGCUUGGUGUUUCAGAGCGUAGAGCCAGUUGUUGCGGAAAGUCGACUAGGAGGAUGGAAUCGAGGGAGUGCAUCGUCGCCGUCAGCCUCUUUGGCAUCAACUCGGAAGACUUUGACAUUCGCAAAUUGUGCUACUGCAUCCAGUGGUCGGGAGGCUCUUCCAGCAAGCUCUUCCAGCAACAACCCAUUCGCUGUAUCUAGAAGUGCAACUGCGAGCACCUUCGGCGGCAGCGGGAGUAAGCAGUCAAGCGCUAGUGUGAGCAGUAGUCUCACCAGCAGCCCGACCGAAGAAAAAAUUACGGCGCACUACGAUAAUGCCAAGCAGCACGUGGGAGGUUCUUCCCAACAUGACGCUGCUGUUGAAUCACUUGAAAACGGUCCGGGGGCGUCCUUGCUCUUCGGUACCGAUGAGGUCGCACGAGCUGGUUUUUCGUUGGGAUUCGGUUCUGGAGGUGGCGGCGAAUCAUUGUUCGGUUCUAGCGGAACAAAGGGCAGCAUUUUUGGCCACAGUCGUUCAUCUCUCUUUGAUGACGCAAGAGGAGACUCUGGCUCCAUUUUCGCGUCUUAUGCUGAAAGGAAGAAAAGUAUCGAACAGUCUAAGAACGGGGAGUUUCCACGAAACAAGAAGAGUCAUGUCGCGACCUUUGGAAGCCUCUUCGACAAAACAGACUUCCGGCUUGCUGACCUGGAGGAGCAAAAUGGAGGAGGAAGGAGUCGCAUGUUGACAUUGUCGCAAAGAUUCGACAAUACAGGCAACAAAGCUUCUGUUUUGAGCCCCGGACAUGUUUCGUCGAAUGACAAUGAUGCGCUAGAGAUGUCUGCAGAUAAGGAAAAUGUCUCUUUGCAUGCGAAUACUAGCUCUGACUCCGAGACUGAGUCGAGGCGCGGAUUAAGUCGACAGGCGACCAAGGAACCGCGUGCGGCAUUGAAGAGCAGCAACGACGAAGAGGAAAAGCCCGCCUUUCGCACUCUUCUGGACCGUUUCAAGAAGAUGAGUGUCAGCAAUAGAUCUUCGCUCGAAGGAGUUCCUACAAAGUCACCAGGGCUGGUUUCGCCGAGUAAGCCAAUUGGCAGCCCGGAUAGCCAAUCAUCUGCGGUCAGUCAGCAAGCUGUCGGUGCUCAUGCGUCGCCGCCCACGUCUGGUAGUGGCCUGCUUGAGGUGAUCGACGACGAGUACAAUGUCCGGAGCGACCGAGCGGAGAAGUUGCCAAUUCCGGGUGGGCCGGAACCCUCAGAGCCUAACGUUGCCACUGCGGAGGCUGAAGAAAGUGCGCUUGCCGAAGUUGCAAGCCCCCAGGAAGAGAGCGCUCUGGAGGGCGAAGAUGUAAUUCCGCAGGAGAACGGCGAUGAAGCUAUUUUUCCUGACCACGAAGACGACGUUUACCCACCGAAAAGGGUGGACGAAAUGAAAUUGCAAGAAGCUGGAGCAGCUGGUAGAAAUAAACUAGAUGAUGGAAGUCAUGCUGUCUAUGAGUCGUCCGUGAACAGCAUGGAGGUCGUCCAUCCAUCUGCCCUCAAUCACGGUAGCACAGACUCAGUCUCGUCAAAAAAGGCUGGCUUGCCGCCGAGGCCUGCAGAAACGCAAUUUCACUCAACACGAGAAGUACCGGGGGACGACAAGUCUUCACUCGUAGAGCGCUCUGCUAUAGAGGGUUCGCUUGUGGAACGAUCAGUUUUUUCCGCAGCAUCUCCGGUGGAUAUGCGGCUGCAGAAUGAGAGUGAGCAACCGUCUGGCAGUCGUAUCGACGAUGAGUUUGACGCGGACCUGCUGACGCCUGAGUCUGACAUUUCUUCCGGCGGCCUCGCUUGCGCGGGAGAAAAGGAAGGUCGGCCAGGUCCUGUACGCUUGGCGGUCGAAGACGAAGAUCACUUUUCGGAUGUUGGCUGCAAUAAGGCACCUGCAGCGUCCACCGGAGCUACAUGGGGGCACACCGAGGAUGACAGUGUUCUUGGAGGUCAGAACACAAACUCCAAAGAGGUAGAGGAUGGAAACAAAGAAACCGCUGGUCGACCUUGUCAUGGUUCUGAGGAAGGGAAUUUCAGCUCUUCAUCUAGAAACAAAGAGUUCGAAGCUCGUAAGACGGCGCUUCGAGCAGGAUCCUCGCCUGCUCUCUCGACUUUUGGCGUCGUCGAGGAAGAAGCUUCGGUUGUGCAUGAGGUCGGAGCAGUGAAAGCCGUGGAGCGAGGCCGCACCUUGAUGGAUGAUGACGAGCUGUUUGAGGAGGACGCAGAAGCAGACACCAGUUUAAAGACUGGAGCAGCUAUCAAAAAGGACUCACCACUGGCGGAGGUGCGUUCUGAGAUGAGUAUCGAAGGAAAGAAUAGUGCAUCAGCCUCCAGGCAGGAGAGCAGAUCAGGAUCAUCUACUGCGAACCUGAGCACUUUGAUGGAAUCAAAUCCUCUACAGUCCAGUACGAUUGUUUCCUCCUCGUCAUGUCUGCAAGAGAGCCACGAGCCGGAGAAAGUGGACACGAAGAAGACGCGUGGGCUGCAGUGUACGCCGGAGAAAGAGAAGCCACGCGCCUCUGGGUUAUUUGCUGGAGUGGAGCCUCCACCACAAGAAGCGACAGGACUCUUCCGGCGAUCUUCAUUAAUUUCUAGGCCGUCACUAUCGAAUCGGAUGUCCAUCGCUAGCGCGGGUCGUGGAAGCGAGCUUCAGGCUGCGCCAAACGCUACCAAUAGCAGCGUUUUACUGGAGCCGCAGUAUUCGAAGCCGACACAGGACAAGGCGAGUAAUGCAGUGGACUCUGCUGCCAGUUUGGCAAAUGAUGUCAAGCUCAAGGCGAAUGAGUCGGUGCCCGAAAACAAAGGGGCGACACACCGUGAAACAGGACAAGGGGAGAGCAUAUCAGGUGAUCCUGAUGGUUGUCAAACCACGGAGCAAAAAAACAGGGUUGGCCCAGUAUGUGGCCAAGAAGACCAUGUAGGGGAUAAUAGUCUCAGUCGCUGUGACGAGGAGGAGUUGCCAAUCGGGAUGAACAAAAGCAACGACCAACUUCCACCAGAAACAGUUUUAGAUCCUGAUUACUCAGGCGUACCGUUGUCCACACGGCUCGUUUCCUCAAACGUCAAAGAGCGUGUCUCUGCUUGGCACGACAUCACGCGUCACUUCUCGGAAGGGAUCGAUCCGGAAGGAGCUUCCAUCGGACGCCCGCCAAGAAAUUUCUUGAAUUAUGUUCCGGUUGAGCAGCUGCCAGUGGGGUACGAGGCGGCGCUGCAUGCCGCGACAGCGUACGCGACAUGGGUUGGUCAAGAUCGUGCGGCCUGGGAGCAGGAAAGCGCGUUGGAGUGGCGCAACCCCUAUGCAGUGGGCUCCACAGAAGAGCAGCUAGUGGAUUUGACGAGCGAGUUACUGGAUCAUAAGCAAAUGGGAGAACGCAAAUUACAACUACUUUUCAUAAAACUCUGGGUCGCUGUCGGAGAAGCGCUGCCGCGGUCGAUCGCAGACGUGUGCGCACAGUUGAUAAAUCGACUGCAGCAGCUAGAAAAGCGCGUAGCAACGGCCGGCAUGUCGACAGCUGUAUCUUCCUCCCCUGCACCGAGCGGCCACGCAGCAGGGUAUGGCUCCGGUACUUCGUCUUCGUUCGGUACGGCAGGGCAGUGCUCGGCAGCAAACGCUGCGGCGAAAAUAGGUGUGGCCAAGAAACAGAUGGUCACUGUGAUUAUGCUACUUGCGAAACUAUUAGAAAUGUUCGGAAAUCUUGCUGCGAAGACAACAUCCAAUUAUGAUCACAGAUUUGGGUCGUCCGGUUCAUCUGCAGCUACAAAUAUGAUUUCGGUCGAGAGUGUAACUCGGCCGCUUGCCCUUGUGAGUGUUAAGCACAUCCAGGACCGAGUUUUGCGUGAUAUCUGCUACACAGCGCUUGCGGAAAUCCAGUGCAGUAUCGGAGAAAAGCAGUUGCUGGAGUGGGUUGGGGGGCGACUCUCCGAACCGCAGAAACGCGAGCUGCAGCGACAUGUCACCACGAGAGUCAAGGGAUCGUGUAGGGCAAACAACAGAGGCAGCGGAUCGGUACCGACCAACACUUCGCAGGUGUCUAGCACGCGGACGUCUGCUCGCGGUGCGCCCAGUGCGAGUUUCGGCGCUUCUGCAGGGCGCAAAACUCCUGCCUCACGCGGCAUCUCAGGAAGCGCGCAGUCGUUCAGAUCUGGGUUUGAUGCGAUUUCGAAUAGCGGGUGCGGAGACGAUGGUACUAGUAUUUUUGGGAAAGGUACCGAGGGUCGAGAUAACGACAACGUAGAAGCGGAGACCGAGACUCCCUGGGAAGAUUUCCCUGAGUUUGAUUUGAUGACGAACUUGCCAAAGCGAUACGCACUUGCUGCCUUGGAGAGCAUGACAAAGUGGCAGGACAAGAAGGAUCAUCUGGCGCAACUCUCAAAAGUACUCCACGGUCAGCGACGUUUGCGUCACGAUGAUUCGAUCGCAGUACUUUUGCCGGCACUGUGUAAACUGCUAAAGGCAGAGCAGAAUCACAUGGUGCUUGCCGAAGCAGCGCUUAUUGUGGCGAAUUUGGCGCGGGGCUUGCCAGUCCCGACGACCACGGAGACGCAGACAGGUGCAGGUAAGAUAUUUGGCGUUAGUGGCGGCUUCGUGGGCACGCACUUGCUUGAGAAACACGGACGAACCAUCUUGCGAACGUGCUUUGUGCGGCUUAGCGACAAGAAUCUAUGGAAAGUUGUCGAAGAUGCAGCUUUCACAGUGUGGAAAGCAAUUCGUCCGGCUGGAGAUUCGUCAUGGCAGAAAUUACUUGAGGAUCUCAAGUUCGAAGACACGAGUCCGCAUGCCAGACUAAUGUCCGUCCGCUUUCUCCACCGUUGCCUCACUUGUAACAAGGGGCCUACCUGUUCUAUAAGCUUUACUUUACCGGAACCGCAGAGGCUUGGCGAUGUCCGUGCAAUUGCGUUGAGGGCUGGCAGUGAGGAUGCUGAGAAACCCGUAAGAGAUAUGGCACUGGCGCUUCUGGCAGAUCUGUGUUUUGUGGCGGGAACCUCCGACGAGCCCGAGAAAUUAGGGCGGGAGAUCUUCGAGGAUCUUCCAGUGUCUCGCAGGAAAGCCUUCGAACAAGUCUUUCGGGAGAGCCGAAAGAGAUACAAAGAGACCGAAGAGAAACGAAAAGAUGCCGGUGGCCCGCAAGGCGAUACUUCUCUGCAAACCCACCAAGAUGUAGCUUCAGCGUCUGGAGGUAACGUGACCACAGGAAGCGUUGUUCGCGGAAGGGAUCCAUCGCAGGAUCCACCCAAUCGGAAAAGCUCACCACUCUCUAGUUCCACAGGGGCGCCUCCGCCCCGCAGUGGUAACUUGUUCUUGACCUCGAGUGGCUCCAGCAGUUCUUCUGCGCCACGUGGCCUGUCCAAGUCUGCCUCCGAGAGGAGGUUGAGCUUGCGUGGCGUGUCGGGUGGCAGAAACAAGUCUGCGGUCAACUCUUCGCAUCUCGGCAUUGGUAGUUCCUCUUUCGGUUCGAGUACAUCCUCCUCUUCGGUGUUCGGCGGAAACAAUUCGAGCAGGCUGGCCUCGCCCCGGGGCGGGGCCCAGCGCCACCGCGGACCCGUGUUGCCACUCACGUUGGCGGACCGCGCUGCUGGUUUAUCUGAUGAACACUUUGCUGCGCUGCAAGAGCCACUGUUUGAAGCGCCAAAUCGUGUCAGUGUGACGGGUCUGCAGACACUUGCGCACGCGUGGCAGCGCGCACCGCCACCGGCCAGCGCCGUGGAACAGUUUGCGAUGAUGCUGUACGAGAAAACAAUGCACUUCGCAGACGCUCGGCCGCUCGCAGGUCGCGCAUUCUUUCAUUUCUUUCAGGUCCUAGCGACGGCGACCCCUUCAUCUGCGUCUCAGAAUCAGACGAGAGCCUCCUCUGGAAUGGGAGGGGGAAGUACGCCAAGCAGCAGUAGUGGCUCGCUCGUCUCUCACCGCGUGGGCCGUGUGAUUAUCGCACGCAUGGUGGAGAUGGCAGCAGACCGGCGCAUGAGUGAAGGCGUGCGUGAGACGAUGCUAGAUUACGCAGAGCGUCUCGGGUGCGGCUUCGUGAUGGAGUUGGUUUGUAGCGGUGGUAGCAGGACCUCCGGUUCGGCUGGGAACAGCAGCUUUCUUGGGGCUUCUGGUGGGUUUGCAGCUGCAUCCUCGAGUACUCUCGUGCCAUUGAGCGGCUGCUCCAGCGGCCAGUUUCAAGGGAGGCGGCUGAAGCACGUGGAACAGAGACUAGGGCUCGUCUACGAUUUGGUGUCCGCUUUUGCUCUGCAGAAUGCCGGUGGCAUCGUGCCCGCAGCGUUGGACUUGUUGCGCGAGGGAUUCGACUCACGAGUCGCCACAGAGCGUAAAGCUGCUUUUAAACUGGCAGAUCUGCUUUGCCGCUACCGCCCAAGCGCGUUUAAUGCCGUCGUUCCGGCAGUUACGAACGACGAAGCGUUCCGCCGACUACAAGAACUCUACGCGCCUGGCCGAUGGAGCGCCGAGGAUCGCCCGCCACCGGUCCAGACACGAGGGCCACUAGUCUCGAGUCGAAAAUACUCAGGCGACAGCUCGCUUGAUGGCAGCCGGCUGGAGUCGCACUCCUUCUCGCGCCACGGAAAGCGAGAGUCCCUCGGGAGCAGCAAAGGAGCAUCACGCCCGUCGCUUUCCUGUACCGCGAAGGAGCAUGCCCCAUUCACUUUCUCGACAAAUGCACACGAAGAGGCUGCUGCAGUCGACCCUGCAGAGACAGCCAAGUCAGAGGCGCACGCGAUUAGCAGCGAAGGUUGGAAGUCCGAAGCACAAGGUUCACCAGUAUCAAAGGGCUCAGACUCUUUUGUCGAGAUCGAGAAGUUGCGGAGGCAAGCAUAUAGGCAAAGCGACAUUACCCGUGGAGUUAUGUCCUCCGGGGUCUCUCACCCGGGCACUAACGCGACUGGAUCUGGGUCUGCCCAUGCGGCACCGAGUUCGGACGCCGACAAAGGAGUGCAAGAGCGGCGGAUAGAAAAUAAUGGCAUGCACGAGCAGGUGGCGGAGCGCGAUUUUCAUUCUAGGGAACGAGAAUACCAACGACAGAUAGAGGAUUUGAAGUCUCAGUUGCUGAUGCAGCAAGACCGAUCGUUGAUGUCAGAAGCGCCUUCAAGUAUCCAUCCGGCACUGCAGAAUACGGGCGCGCCAACGGAGCACGAAGCCAGUGUGGUUGAGCUCAAGGACAGCAUCGUGGCGGCGAUGUCAUCUUCGGGACGACAGACGAUGAAAGCACUAGCUGCGGAACCAGUUGCGACGAGGCGGGCUGAGGCAGAGAGCCUUCGCCACGCAUCCUCAAGACCACCAGCGGGUACGGAAUCGGCGCGAAAUGCAGAAGAUAAAGGUGGCAAAGCAUUUUCAUCAUCCAUGUUGCAAAAGGACGGCGCCCGUGCCGCCGACGCGCCUCCGGACUUGAAGAUUCGAGGUGAUGUGGUCGAGGCCUCCUCGUCUUCGUCAAGUCGCGCUACCAGCCGCACGGACCUCAGUAGCACGUUUGGUGGGGGUGCAGGCGCGUCUGGUGCGCCGCCGCCGUCGACAUCUUCCCCGAGCUGUGCACCGGGUUCCGGGGGCAGCAACAAGACCCCAGCAUUCGGCUUUGAUCCACGGAACCGGGCUAGCCCACUGCCGCCUCAACUAGGAGGUGCCGGUCGUGCCGUCAGCGGAAAUGCGCGACGACGAUCGAAUAUCGGGGGCGCUGCGGCGUUAAGCACGCUGCAAGUACCGGCGGGGUCAUCGGUUCGGUCAGCCUCGCCCUCGGGCACGGCUGGCAACUACGGACAGUCACGGAGCAGCACGCGAGCACCAAGCCCAAGGGGGGGAUGUACUAGCUAAAUUUGUGCUUUGGUGGAGGUUGAAGAAGGUGUAGUUGUGUAUCUUUCUUCGGCUUACAACUCUCAAUUAAUAAUGAAAGAAGAUUUGAAUGUCACUUAAGGGCCCUAUCACUAGCCCGUUUUUCGUUGCUUUUUUUGUAAUUCUCAAAUUCUAAACCAACAGUGUCUAACUCCGGAAGCACCCGUGAUCUGUCGCUACGAUCCAGUCGCACAUCUACGGGAGGCAAUGCUGCGACCCUGGCAGCUGCCAUCCGCACAUUCGAGAUUUUUGAAGCGCCACACUACACACCUGGUUCGCGCAUUGGAGGCAAGGAGCAGAGGCAGAACGCCUUUAGCCUUCUUUGGGGACCUGAAGAUAUCCCGAUCGAUGGCUGGAAGCAGGUAGAGGUGGAGAUGAAGUUAGCAAUUCCGGAAGCCAUCUCGAAACUCAUGUUCGAUUUUUCGAGGAACGACGACGUACUUUUUACAGGCAUGAUUUAGUUGCUGGAAAAAGGAAGACCGAGAUUUCAAUGAGCGUUUGCGAACUGAAAAGCAACAAUGAACUCUGCGUCCUUGUAAGUAGUCCUGCCUCUAUUAUGCUUUUUAACGAAACUAUUCAGGUUUUAGUCGCUUUGGAGGCGUGGUCGCAGAAUGUCGCAACUUUCGCGCUUGAGGUGAUCGAGAUUUUGGACCUGAUUUUUCGAUAUGUGACGUUUGUGAUCCACAAAGUAACGAAUAUGCGUGUUGUGAAUGCGUCACUAGAUUUACUUAUGCGGGUGUUAACACUGCUGGACGAACGGAAUUACAUUCCGACCGAGAAAGAGGCGAUGACGCUUUUGCCGAUUUUGUGCGAGAAAUUGGGGCACAAUCAGCGCGCCGUCCGAGAUGCUCUUUGUGCGUCCUUGCGUCGCUUCGUGCGACUCUUUCCCAGAGGUGAUCUGCCCAAGUGUGUACUGCUCACUUUGGUCCGCGGCUGUGCCAGUAAAAACAAGAAAUCCGCGUGCGACCUGCUGACUCAGCUAGAGCAGAUGUUGCUCCCCUCGUCGGCUUCGUCACCUGGUGGUGGUGGCGUAGGCGGCGAAGUUAGCGAGGAGGCCGUCGGCGCGCGCGCAGACCAGGAGGAUAGCAGCCGGCUAUGCCUCAUGCUCGCAAAGAGCCAGCGAGACGUUGUACUCUUGACAAAUCUGGUUCAGGAGAGCAUGGGAAACCCGGAAAUGAAAAGACUAGGAUUGUCGAUCUUGUACGCGCUGCUCCGAGGCCUAGACUACGAGACGUUUUACCACUGCGUGCGCAAAAACAUCAAAAGCGGCACCGCGGUUUUACAGCAAGUGGAUCACUGGAUUUCCCGAAGUGGCGCUUCUUUAUCGCGAGACCCAGGAGGGCCUUCGUCGGUAAACAGCAGCAUAAACCACGGCCCUGGGACGAGUGUCAACCAUGCCUAUCAGGUGUCGAGCUCGGGCAGUAAUAGUUGUGCUGUUGGCGCACACGGGACUGGGCACAAAAGUGAACAUCGAGAUUCGAUGGACAGAAUGCUCUUGAACAACUCUCAGUUAGACCAAUCGAUAGAAAUUCCAAGGCCACCGAAGCCAGCGCAGCUAGCAUCGCCGACCAGUCGCCGACCCUCCCCGGGAGGAGGGUUCGUAACGAAGAUGACGAGUCCUGGCGUUUCGUCGCAGCCGCGAGGAAGGUACUGGUCCACUUAUAGAUACAAAUGUAAGUUACUGUGCAAUUUGCGGUGUUAAGUUGAACGAAAUACUUGUUCUUCUGCUGAUCGACGCAGUAAGUACUAGGUAAAUUUUUUUGGAGGUGUGUUUGCGCAGGGCCAGGGGUUCACUCUUCGCCUUUUUGUCUGUCAUCAUCAGAUUACACGAUUUUCAUUGUGUUUUCUGAUCACUUCUUCAGGUUCUCUUCCGGCAGUCCAUCAGUGCGGUCGUCGAGUUCGAGACUGUCCUCCGCCAAGCCCGCGUACCCACCUCAAUACGGCGCUCCUGCGGUUGCCUCGUCAUCCUCGUCGAGUCGGGAGCAUGUCUUUACCAAACUAGCUGAGAUGAUCUCGCGUGAAGAUGAUAGCUGCAUCGCAGCCCUAGAAAACGAUGCUUUUCGGCUCCAGGAUGCACGGCGGAGUGAUGUGGCAAUGCUGGUAUGCUAGAGAACGUCUCACUUGAUCUUUCAUGAAACGAAUGGUAUCUUUAGCUAGCGUCUGCUCAUUGACAACACGACGCAUAUCUGCUGAGGAACUUAUUCUCGUCUCAUCGUUGAUUCAUUGUCGCUUUAUUGAAGGUCGUACAUACAAAUUUUUCCAUACAUACUGGCGAUGUCACACAACUACAGUUUGAAGCGCUCACUCGAUGCCGGUCACUCUCGCUGGUGCUGGCUUUUUUGAAAAGUUACAUGCGAAAGAAGGCAGAGGCUCCACCUCCCGGAAAAGGGGAAGCUGUCGCGAGUCAUCUACUGAAUGAUUUUGAAUUCUCAAGCGCAAUCCUUGACGUGCUUGGGCGAUUGCUAAGCGAAGUGCUGAUGCUUGAUUCACCAGAGGUAUAAGUUCCGUUCAUUGCGUAGGAUAGCGAAAAAAUUCAGUUUAAGUUUUAUAUCUGUCAUCGUAGCAUGAAAAAGCUAGAGACCGAGCAGCAUCCAGCCUACUUGUAGAGCAUAUCCUUGUCACACUACCGCCUAUGUUGACGUGAUCAGGUUGCUAUCAAGCUUUGGGAGCGGCUGAAUGAGCGCAAAAGAACACUAAUAAAUUUGGGGAAGCCGCGGCGUGAACUAGGUUCACAGCUCCGCGAACUGGAGGGGAUUUGCGAUGAUGUGCAGGCAUUCGAGAAAAGCGGGAGUGUCAUAACGUCUUUUCUAUGCUCGCAGUCGGCGACAGCGGAAGAUCGUGAAGUUGCAAUCUCGGACAUGGUAGCCUGUUUUUAUAAUAUGCGGCCUAUUUUUCUGUUUUUCACAUCAAGAUAACUCUUUCGUUGGUUCUUGUAAGUGAAAUUUGUAGUCUAUCCUUUUGUUGUUCUCUUCUGGUUUAGAUUAUGAUACUUAUUGUUGGUUCAUUUCAUUUGCAGGUGAAGCUGCUCGAAAUACAUUUUCCGUCCCCGUUGGUGCCAACGCAGUGUGCACCGGCUGUCAUUGCAGUAUUGGACACACUAGUACGGGAGCCGCGCUUCAUGUCGCUCCCUGAGCGGUGUUUGCGCUCACUGCUCCACAAAUUGCUCGUAACGCUGAAUUUAUCGUCUGCGUGGAAAGAAAAAGUCGAAAAUUGGAAGCCCCUUCUGGAAAGCGUGAACCUCACAACCGUCUUGCUGAUGCAAAAUAUUCAGAGCGUGGUCUCACCGGUACUGUUUUUUUUUAGAAUUGUUCUUCAAGUAUAAUUGUAUGUAGUUCGCCGUGGAUGUUGUUGUUAUCACUCAUUUUGUGAUUCGUUUUCUGUGUAUAGAAGUAGCUUGUCGUCGACUGUUCAUCACAGAUGCUGGCUUGUCGUCUAGUGCUGUCUUUUUCGGUGAUGCGAGAGCGUGAUAUUGCAGAUAGCCUAAUUGUCAAGUGUGUGAAGAAGCUGAACAAGGGUCUGGUGCUUCCGACCGACGCGGCCGCUGCUGAGGCCCGACUAGGCUCUUGGUGCCGCGAUGUUUUGCUUGAGUUUGCAAGGUCCUGCGGCGAAGUAGACCGCGACGCUCUCUCACCGGCCGUCCGGUGCGGAGCGGCCAUUUUCGACGGCCUCUCUGCAGCCGCGGUUUCCUCUCAGUUCGAUUUGCGCUCUAGGCUGCGAGACAUGCUGCUCCAGGAGAUCGCGGAAGAGUUACCACCAGAUGCGAAAACGAGGCUUCUGCUCGAAGCCUUCGUGAAUCAGUCAGUCGCAGGAGCUGCAGCUUGAUUUCACGAACAGAUUUUUAUCAGACAAGCCUUGAUUUUCUUGAGAAGCUGUAGCUCCCUUGCAUCUGUCGAGUGCUACUGCGUUCUCCUAGAAGAAAUGAAGGUCGUGAUAGUGAAUGUAUGUAGUUGUCAGUGAUUACUUAGUAGAAUGCGGCCUAUGCGGCGAUGUUAGAUUUGAACCGAUUUAAGAAACUGCGACGCUUCAACGUCAAGCUGACAGAAUCCCGAAUUACAACUACUGUAUUUUUUCUGAUUAAGGAUCUCCGACUAGGAUUAGUGUUUGUACUGAUAACUUAUGAGAAUGUGCAUCGAGUGGUGCUAAAGCAAUGAACAUACUAGAUUCGUGCAGUAAAGAAAAACAAAGAGGUAAGUUGUGUCGACCCUAUGUAUGAAUGUAUGAAUACUUUCUUAAGAGAAGCUAGUCCUAGUGCUAGCUUUACCUUUACAUCGACCGCAACUGCGUAGGGAGAUCGCUGCAGAACUCGACAAAAUAGACAUGAAUUAUGUUGUAAGCUCCGACUCCACGCAGAGUAUUCCAAUGGCGUCACGCGGGCUCCCAUCGGGAGGUGAAUUCGGAGGCGGAGAUACGAGAUACCUAAAUACUUUGAUCGUAAUCACAAGGUGUCUCAUUAGGGAUUUUUAGAACGAUAAUGAAUCAACACAAAGAUAUUUAGAAAUAGCGGCUUCCUUUCGAUGUAAUCACAAGAAGAAGUCGAGUGAGUUAAGUAGCCAGAGCAAUCACAGGUAAGGAGAAACGGCUUCCGCACCUGCGGAACACACAAGACGAGGAUACUAGAAAGAACCACACGACUUGCUCCAGUGAUAGUAACUCGAUGAAGAAUGAGCUGAAACAUGUUAAAAGAGCAUCGAGUCUGACGGAAGCGCGUAUCAACGUGUUCCAACUGUCAAGGUAGAAGUGAAACGAGUUUUUAUGAGAAGCUCUGUGACCGGCA
Messenger RNA from Amoebophrya sp. A25, 13448 nucleotides. The record is from the annotation of a GenBank genome assembly. NCBI's taxonomy places the organism in Eukaryota, Dinophyceae, Syndiniales, Amoebophryaceae.